Erythranthe guttata (spotted monkey flower) is the source of this 1000-nucleotide messenger RNA. Its product is annotated as Thioredoxin superfamily protein. NCBI's taxonomy places the organism in Eukaryota, Viridiplantae, Streptophyta, Magnoliopsida, Lamiales, Phrymaceae. Gene Ontology annotation, molecular function: glutathione disulfide oxidoreductase activity. Gene Ontology annotation, cellular component: cytoplasm. The record is from RefSeq and is a predicted model, not a curated record. Gene Ontology annotation, biological process: cellular response to oxidative stress.
UAAGGCCUUCACAUUUGCCUACUCUAUAAUAGUAAAUUCUUCCAAAUCAAUUGGACGUUACUCAUCAAUCCCAAGUCGACAUUUUUUCCCCGGGUGCCAUCAUAAAUUCUUCAAAUCGGUGAAAAAAAGGUGCCGAGAAAUCCAAAAAGCAGAGAGAGAAUCACAAACUACCGAUCCAGCGGAAAAAAAAAAAGUUGUAAUUUUUUUCCGGCUGAAUUUUGGUGAUAAUGGCGUUAAUGGCCGCCGGCGCAUCUAGCCUAUCAAAUAGAUCCUUCAUUCCCGUUUCCCCUCAAUUUAUCAUCACCUCUGUUUCUCCCUCGCACAAUUAUAUCCCAGCUUACAGUAAUGGCAGGAAAUUCGCACCGUGUUGCCGAAUCGGGUCGAGAAAUGAGGGCCUCGUCGAGAUUCGGGCCACGUGCCCCGCCACAUUCGGGGCCCGUUUGCGUGAGUCUGUGAUGAACACCGUUGGUGGAAAUCCAGUUGUUGUUUAUUCCAAAACAUGGUGUUCGUACUCGUUGUUGGUAAAAUCCUUGUUCGAGAGGCUUGGCGUUGAGCCUCUUGUUAUUGAAUUGGAUCAAUUAGGUGCUCAAGGACCCCAAUUGCAGAGGACUUUGAAAAGGCUUACGGGACAACAUACAGUUCCCAACGUAUUCGUCGGGGGGAAGCAUAUUGGUGGUUGUACAGACACUGUGAAACUGCAUAGAAAAGGGGAACUAGAGCCUUUGCUAUCAGAAGCUGUUGCAAACAAGUAAGAGAUGUAGUAGAAGAGUCUCUACUUUCAUUAGAUCGAAGCAGGAAAAAAUUUCGUCAUCAAAUCGAUAUAUUACUCGAGCGUAUACAGAUAUUAUGUGUCAGUUAUUUUUUUUUUUCAUUUUUACUAGCUUCUAAUAUUUGAAGUAGUUUGUAAUUUGUAUAUCUACCUCAGUGGUACACUAUUGUUCCAUACCAUAUAUGGAAGAACCGAAGAUCUCGAUCUUAUAUGCACUUCCGUUUCUGUGUU